CGGGGCGGAGCGAUUAAAGACAUUUCUAUUCUAUUUUUUCUUUUUUUAUGACCGCUUCUAAGGAGAAGGCCCAUGUGUUUUACAGGAUAUGUAACGCACCUUGAGGUUGCUGACCUCCGCGUAACAUAUGUCUGCUCCAAAGCCACGGCACAUAGCCACGAGGAGCAGUUUUUUAAAAGGGGAAAGAGCUGAAGGGAACCUGCGGUGUGAGCGUGGGCUACGAUGGAAAAAGUCAGUGAAGAUGCCAAGACGAACCCGGCUGCCACCGCGAACUUUUUGUCCAAGAUAUUUUUCUGGUGGCUGAAUCCUUUGUUCCGGGCGGGGUACAAACGUAGGCUGGAGGAAGAUGAUAUGUACCAAGUGCUUGCAGAGGACCGGUCGGAGAAACUGGGACAGGACCUGCAGAG
Molecule: messenger RNA, 407 nt
Organism: Haplochromis burtoni (Burton's mouthbrooder)
Lineage: Eukaryota; Metazoa; Chordata; Actinopteri; Cichliformes; Cichlidae
Product: ATP-binding cassette sub-family C member 4
Biological process (GO): transmembrane transport
Cellular component (GO): plasma membrane
Molecular function (GO): ATPase-coupled transmembrane transporter activity; ATP binding
Source: RefSeq, a predicted model, not a curated record